Cantharellus anzutake is the source of this 1093-nucleotide messenger RNA. RefSeq lists its product as uncharacterized. The annotation marks the transcript as partial. The transcript has a single exon. The record is from RefSeq and is a predicted model, not a curated record. Lineage: Eukaryota; Fungi; Basidiomycota; Agaricomycetes; Cantharellales; Hydnaceae.
CCACGUGACACCAUCUCGAAAAGAGAGGGAAAACGUCUAGUGAGAUCGAAAAACAACAAUACCACCCCCCAUUCCCCCCAAACCGCUUCCCCUUCCCACGCACGAUCUCCUAACCAUGGAUGAUCAAGAAAAGUUUGACACAGGAGGGAAAGCAGGGCUCCAAAAGCCAGCUAACCCUGCUAACUUGAGACAGUCUAGCACGAAGCGAGAUAUGUACAACACGAACUCGAGCACGCCGCUCCAGCCGCACCAAUUGCCACGUCGUGGUACCAAAACUACAGCAAGAGGACAAACAGGCUCAGCCAACAGUAGCCCCUGGGGCGAAGCGGCAGCGACUAGUACCCCAGAAAUGCAACUACUCCGCGACAAAUUCGCUGAACACCCUUAUCCGAUUGCGCCAGUCUCCGAUCAACUGGAUGUUACCAGCAUCCCGAUGUCAUGGCCCAGCACCCCAGACAUGGAACGACACGCUGUACCAAUGGAAGACAGCACACACACCACAGAUCCUCAACACUCCUCAGAAGCCGAACACCAAGAACGGUCCGACUCGGAGAACGAAGAGAUGUGGAUGGAAGACCCGACCCCCGAGGAUGAGGAACACGACAGGAACUGGAAGCUUUUGGAAGAUGCGUCCACGAGUAUGAACGAGGUUACGGAGAGACUAUCACUUGUCGGCCUUGCAGGCCUGUGGGAACAACUCCUCCCGACAUACUCCCAUUGGUUCGCAGGACUGCCCAAAGCCACAUACAAAAGCCAUGGUGAGAAGAUGGUGGGAAAAGACCUAGAAAGCCGUCUGGCGGAGGCAGAAGCUAAUGUCUCCAACCUCGCUUCAACUAACGCUUACCUAUCCAAUCGCUUGAAAUCCUUAGAAUCCAAGGUGUCCACGGCCCAAACCCAACCUCUGCCAGAGAGGGACCCGGAUACCGUAGCGAAACCAAUGGUGGCCCCGACCGAGUCUUGGGCGAGCGUAGCAGCAAAGAAUCCACCGAAACCGCAACCCAGACAGGCAACAGCAAAGAAACAGACAGUGAAACCGCCAGACCAAGCCCACGAAACAGCCACACAGGGAACGGAACACAAACAGACGGCAGAC